Messenger RNA from Colletotrichum graminicola M1.001, 570 nucleotides. RefSeq names its product ctr copper transporter. Lineage: Eukaryota; Fungi; Ascomycota; Sordariomycetes; Glomerellales; Glomerellaceae. The record is from RefSeq and is a predicted model, not a curated record. Gene Ontology annotation, molecular function: copper ion transmembrane transporter activity. The transcript is spliced from 3 exons. Gene Ontology annotation, cellular component: membrane. Gene Ontology annotation, biological process: copper ion transmembrane transport. Bases 1 to 570 code for a protein of 189 amino acids.
AUGGAUCACAGCUCGGCAGAAAGCCCAGCAUGCAAGGUCUCAAUGCUAUGGAAUUGGAACACCGUCGAUGCGUGCUUCCUUGCUGAAUCAUGGCAAAUCAAGAACCACGGCAUGAUGGCUGCAUCGUGCAUUGGCGUUGUCCUUCUCGUCGUGGCCCACGAAUGCCUACGACGACUCGGCAAAGAGUAUGAUGGCAUUAUCUUGCGACAGGUACAGCGCCAAGUUGCCAAUCUCUCGGCAGAUUUCCAGUCUUCCGAAAAGGGCAAAAGACUCUGUGCCACAGAACCGUCCGCAUGUGCCUCGCCUCCCCAGGCUCUCACGUUCCGAGCGUCGCCGCUCCAGCAAUUGGCCCGAGCCAUCAUCCACGCCGUCGCAUUUGGCGUGGCAUACAUUAUCAUGCUGCUUGCCAUGUACUUCAACGGUUAUGUUAUCAUCUCAAUCAUCAUUGGGGCUGGUCUGGGCAAAUUUUUGUGUGAUUGGUUUGUCGUCAGGAUUCAGAUUGGUGGGACAGGCGUUGGUGAAGGUGAAGGGUCAAAGGGUAUUGACGAGACAACCGUAUGUUGUAGCUGA